Messenger RNA from Lagopus muta (rock ptarmigan), 5007 nucleotides. It is a transcript of the gene GPR149, whose product is annotated as G protein-coupled receptor 149. Gene Ontology annotation, molecular function: G protein-coupled receptor activity; neuropeptide binding. The coding region runs from base 407 to 2932 and encodes 841 amino acids. Gene Ontology annotation, biological process: neuropeptide signaling pathway. The record is from RefSeq and is a predicted model, not a curated record. NCBI's taxonomy places the organism in Eukaryota, Metazoa, Chordata, Aves, Galliformes, Phasianidae. The transcript has 6 exons. Gene Ontology annotation, cellular component: membrane; neuron projection.
AUCCAACAGCCUCCCAUUUCUACUAUGUUUCUCCUUGAGCUUGAACAUACCUGGUGCUCUGCCUUCAUUUCAGCUGAACUCGUGAGUAAGGCACGUUGCCUGAUAUCUCUCAAAAGUGAAUAGCUUGUUAUUACCUGAAGAGACUGAAUUAACUAUCUUCCAGUAUUGAAAGGGUUAUGAAGAGCUGUAUUUUUUCCAGCACCUCUGGUACUUCUUUGUUGCCUGGUUUUUCAAGAGCAUGAGUUAUUCUGGUUAUCAAGGGAGCUUAAACCCGAAUAUUUCUUCACCGGAUGCUACAAAGAAAGAAAGGAAACAAACUUGCGAUGUGGAACUAACAGUUAUGGUUUCAGCUUGUGAAAACUUGCAGAGUCAGUGAGAAGGCAAGGAGCAACAUUUGCCGAGGACAAUGUCGGUACUGCUUAGUAAUUUGUCACUCAAUGGGACAGGCUUCUUUGCUGAAAAUCAUGGCAUUAUAGAUAAACCUAAUGAGCAGAGAACUUUGAAUGUCUUUCUGUUUUGCUUGACUUUUAUCAUUGCAUUCACAGUGCUUCUGGGCAGCAUUUAUUCACUGGUUUCCCUGCUUAAAAUGCAGAAUAAAUCCACAAUUUCAAUGAUUGUGACCUCUUUGUCAGUAGACGAUUUGAUCAGCAUUGUGCCAGUGAUUAUUUUCAUGCUCACCCAGUGGUCGGGUGAUGCCCUUCCUCAGCCUCUGUGCACCACCUCAGCACUUAUAUAUUUAUUCCAGGGCAUUUCUAGCAAUCUGAAAGGGUCUCUUAUAGUUUCCUACAACUUCUAUAGCAUCAACAAAACUGAGGCAAUGAACUGCAGUGCUUCCAAACGACGAGUGAGCAUCGUGUGGGCAAUUCUCAGCAUUUGGAUCAUCAGUUUGCUCAUCUGCAUUUUGCCUCUCUGUGGUUGGGGCAGGUACAUCCCCACCUCAUGGGGCUGCUUCACAGACCAUGCAAGCUCCUACAUCUUGUUCUUAUUUAUUGUCUACUCGUUGUGCUUUUGCCUCCUCACAGUGCUGUCUGUCCCUCUAACUUACCAGCUGUUGUGCUCAGAUGAACAACAGCUAUUACACAUCGACUACCAGGAAAUCUCUCGAGGCUACAUCACCCCUGGGACACCUGCAGGCUGCAGUACUGCCACCCCCUGUCUGUCACCAGUGGACCCUGUGGAUAAAACCCUGAAGCAUUUCCCAAAUGCGUGUCUAAGCUCAAAGGCAGUUUUUAGGAAAGGUGUGGCUGAGGGCAGUGGACUCGAGCCCCGAUGCAUGAACAGCGCAAAGAGCAGGAGCUUCACGGUGGGCUUUGCCCAGAAACGAUUCUCACUGAUUCUUGCACUGACAAAAGUCAUUCUCUGGCUUCCAAUGAUGAUACAAAUGGUUGUCCAGCACAUUGUUGGCUAUCAAAGCCUUUCGUUUGAGACACUUAGCUUCCUGCUGACAUUGCUGGCUGCCACCGUCACCCCGGUAUUUGUCCUGUCAGAGCACUGGAUCCACCUGCCCUGUGGCUGCAUCAUAAACUGCAGGAGGAAUUCAUAUGCUGUGUCUUCAGAGGAACUCAAAACCAAACACAGAGGUUUCGAAUUCAACCUUUCCUUCCAGCACAGUUACGGAAUCUAUCGAAUAUCCCCUGAGAGCCACCACCACGAUGGCGAUGGUAAAUCCACAUCGUGCCACAACCUGCUGGUUUGCGAGAAACCCUGCGAGCCACCGAAGGGAGGCAGCGGCGGCGCGGCGCGGGCAGAACUCAGCACCACGGACAGCGCCCGGCCGGACCCUGCGGGCUUCAGCUGCGCGGACAGCCUGCGGCCCGGCCCCGCGGGGCUCAGCACCGCGGACGGCGCCAGACCCGGUCCGGCGGGGUUCAGCACCACAGACAGCGGCCGGCCCGGCGCCGCGGGGGUGCGCGGAGAGACGGCCUCGGGCCUGGGCAGGAGCGCGGAUGGAGCCGAGAGGAGGCUGUCGCACGAGGAGGGCCACAAACCAGAGCUCACGGACUGGGAGUGGUGCCGGAGUAAAUCAGAGAGGACCCCUCGGCAGGGCAAGCCAGCUGCUAGCAUUUUGUCAGCCAGAUUUCUUUGUCGAAGGACCGUGUUAAGGCACAGUCUGGCAAGAUUUUUGCACGCAAUGAAACCUAUUUUCCUUCUCAUGCUCUUUAGUGAAGAAAGGUCUGUGCUGCUGAGGAGGGACCCUGUGUGUGUCUGCAAAGAGAGGAAGGACAGGAGGAGGAAGUUUGGCCUCUGUUUGGUGAUCUGCUCCUCCAGGCAGCAUGGAAGCACUGCAGCUGGAGAGGGAACUGCAGCACCGAAGGAGUACACUUGCACUCCACAUAGCAGUGAUCUGGGGAUACCUGAGCGAUCAGGUGGGGCCUUAGCUAUUCCUCUGUGUGCAUUUCAAGGAACUGUGUCACUUCAGGCACCCACAGGAAAAACUCUCUCCUUGUCUACGUACGAGGUAAGCACUGAAGGACAAAAGAUAACACCCACCUCAAAGAAAAUCGAAGUGUAUCGAUCUAAAAGCGUUGGUCAUGACCCCAACCCAGAGGAGUGUCCUAAUUCAUUUGCUGACACCAGUGUUAAAAUUCAUUUAGAGGUUCUGGAGAUUUGUGACAAUGAAGAGGCUCUGGAUACUGUUUCCAUCAUCAGUAAUAUCAGCCAGUCCUCCACACAGGUAAGAUCUCCAUCCCUACGCUAUUCACGGAAGGAAAACAGAUUUGUCUCAUGUGAUCUAGGGGAAACUGCUUCCUACUCACUCUUCAUACCAUCAAACAAUCCUGACAGCGAUAUUAACAUAACAAUUCCAGACACGGUGGAAGCUCACCGGCAGAACAGUAAAAAGCAGCACAUGGAGAGAGGUGGUUAUCAGGAAGAAAUACAGAUGUUGAAUAAAGCGUACAGAAAACGGGAUGAAGAUGGCAACAGCAAUUAAAAGACAUUUAAUCUAAACAUUUAAACUGAUUCAGGAGACAUUGCUCCUCUUGACUCAAGUUACCCUAACAAAUACAGUGCCAACUGGUUUUUUGGGUUUGUUUUUUCCUAGCGUAUAAAUUAUUUUUAUUUGGGUGCACUGUUAAAUAGUUAACAUUUACAAAUGGGAAAACAAAUGCUUCAGUGCUUUGCAGCUUUGUGUAAUGAAGUUCAACUUAUUUACGUAUCUCUUUAUUUGAGGAAGACUUGCAUCUGAAAGGAAUCCUAAAUAAAGUCUUAAGAGACAACCUUGCAUGCUUGUUGGCAUUGGGUGGUCUUUGGGAAGCCAGAAAAUGAGAACAGCUCUGCAUCCAUGAAGAUGUAACAGGUUUCAGUGAUUGUUGCCGUUCUCCUGCUGGUGUGCCAGACUUGAAACAUUUACUGAAAAUAUGUAGCACAAGCCUAAGACUAAGCCAUGCAUUUGGUUAGGGAUUGUAUGUGGCCUACAUGGUUUAAUUUUGCACUGCUCCAUACGUGAUUGAUAUGUAAUGUCUCUGUAAGUGGCCAUUGUAUAGACCUUUGAAUGUGGGGGGCUGAAAUUUUAGCAUGCACAUCUUACAAGACCAACGCUGUGCAAAUGUGUUCCCAUGGCUUGACAUUUCUUUCAUCGAGUGUGUCAGAUGUUGGAUGAUUUUAUGCUGCUUACUCUAAAGUGUGCCAUUUUCUGCCUCCUUGAUCUUUUAGGAGAGGGGACAGGGCUGUUCAAGAAGGCCAAACUUAGAGACCCAGCUUACCUGUUGACCUCAGCUUGAGGCUGAUUGCCCACAUUAGCUUUCUGCCCUGGAGCACCUUCUGGAGGAGCUUAUCCUUAUGCUGCCUUACAGGAAACCUAGAGUCCAAUCGCAAGCCCUAGAGCCCAAUCAAACUAAAGCCUGUGAAUAGACUGUUUCUUGUCACAUUCGAUGCUAAAACAGUGAAUGAAGUCCUUAAAUCUAAUGCUUUUUGAUGAGAGCUCGUUUUCUGAGAUUUUGUCAUUCAUUUUAGCUAGACAGAAAUAGACUUCAGCAGGGCUUUCAGAGGUUUGACUAAAAGUUACACCACUUCUUUAAUUAAUAGAUUCAAUUUUCAGUGAGUGACAACAUAAUAAUUUAGGUGUUUGCAGUCACCCUGUUAUCCAUUCAGUGCGAACAUAGAAAAGUAAGAACAGCCCUAUUUAGCAUUCCUUUAUGGACUGUGAACAGGUAGAGCAAAAGGGCCAACAAGCUCAGCUUGUGUUCAGUACGGAGAUGUGGAAAGAACAGGCGAUUUGCUUCUCACUUCACCACCACAAAACAGGCCUGCCAUGAUCACUGUGUGACAGUGAUGUUGAGCUGAGGACAGUCAGGGUCACAGACUGCAGGCGGCUGUGAUGGGGAUGGGUCGCUCUGUGCCAGAUGUGCUUUUCAUGUGCUGCUCUUCCAAGGUGAAAACAAAGGUUCUCAUAGGAUUGUCUCAAGGCUCUUAUUACCCCUCGAUGCUGUGUUACACUUCAGAUUUAACAAGAAACUAGAGUAGAUGGAGCAAUCAGUGCUAAGUCUAUUGAAUAGUUUAUAUCCAUGUGCAUGCAGCACAGAGACAUUCUGCUGUCUCUGGAUGUAUUGCUUUGUUUUGUGUUUGUAGGAUGAGCUCAGAAAGUUGCUUUAUAGCAACAGACGUGCUCAAUCCAGAAGAAGGUUGUGAGGGAGGAUGCAGUGCAUCACUGCCUCAGUUUGGUCACUUUCUCUGACGGGCGCAGUUAGGUUGUGUCCAGGUUUGGAGGCAUUAAAAGUCUGCAUAGCUGUGACCCUGAGCUUGACCUAAUUCUAGAAUGUAUUCUUGCUGGUGUGGUAAAUACAUUUUCUUUAAUGAGUCUGUAAAUUUGAUCAUGUAUGAAUGUCUGAAUGUCUGUAUUUUAUUUUAGUGACUCACAUCAUUAAACCUUUUAAAGUGUCUGGAAGCCCAAGUUGUAAUCACUCAGUAGAUAACAGCUAAGAGAAAACUCCUGGUUCCUGUAUUUGGUAAUUUUCAAAGUGUCUUCAUUUAUCACUUUAUGAAAUGUAUUUAGAUUUACAUUUUUAA